AUGGGACAAUCAAUCUCCUCGCCGCCUCCCGCAACUGUAAUGCGCUCUUCUCCACCGUCAUCGUGCCCAAUGCAUGACAUGCCCAGCACUGGCUGUCCAAUCCAGCACAACAACCCACCUGUUGCAAAAUCCUCGGGUGGAUGUCCCAUCGAUCAUUCUUCACUUAAUACGUUGAAUCCCACAAACCAGAUGCCCAAUCUCCCUCAGACUCCCAUAUACCCGCAAUCUGUAGCGCUACCGACUGAGCGUACUAUGUCAUCCAUACCGCGUGUGGUGGAUGCUGAAACGAGAACUGACACGCGCCAAACAUGGGAAUACCCAUCCCCUCAGCAGUUCUAUAAUGCGCUGGUAAGAAAAGGUUUGGAUACGCCCGCGGAGCAUGUUGAGACAGUAGUGGAAAUACACAAUUUCUUGAAUGAAAGAGCUUGGGGAGAAGUGUUGAAGUGGGAGAGGAAGGUUGCACAGGAGGGUGACGAGGAGCCGCAUCUUGCUCGCUUUAAAGGACGUCCGGGCGAGAUGUCGCCAAAGGCAAGGUUCUGGAUGCUGGCUGGCUGGCUGCUUCCUUCUAGAUUCAACACUGAACCUCCAUUCGAUCGCCAUGAUUGGAUAGUACGUCGUCCGCGCGAUGGAACGGAGGUUCGCUAUGUCAUCGACUACUACUCUGCACCGUCUACUCUUAACGGGGACCCCGGUUUUGCAUUGGAUGUCCGGCCUGCUCUCGACUCGUUUGAAAGCAUCCAACAGCGUGUGGCAGUGGGUAUGGACAGCGUAUGGGAAGAGCUUCGCGAGAAAGGAUGGGGAAAGAGUGAACGUGGGGGUACGCAACAGGCGUCGUAG
Messenger RNA from Suillus subalutaceus, 837 nucleotides. Its product is annotated as cytochrome c/c1 heme-lyase. Gene Ontology annotation, biological process: cytochrome c-heme linkage. NCBI's taxonomy places the organism in Eukaryota, Fungi, Basidiomycota, Agaricomycetes, Boletales, Suillaceae. Gene Ontology annotation, molecular function: holocytochrome-c synthase activity. Bases 1 to 837 code for a protein of 278 amino acids. The record is from RefSeq and is a predicted model, not a curated record. Gene Ontology annotation, cellular component: mitochondrion. The transcript is spliced from 3 exons.